CUUUUCUUUUCUUUUUUCUUUACAAUGAAGUUUACACACUCUUUCACUUAUAUCUCGGCUUGUAUCUUACUCUUACAACAAUCCGUUUAUACCGUCCCUCUUCAACAGCCUGGUGCUCUUGUCAAGAGAGGAAGCGGUUUACAUGGAAAGUUUCUUCACAUCACAGAUAUUCAUCUUGAUCCAUACUAUAAGGAAGGUGCUGAUCCAUCUUCACUUUGUCAUCGACAUGGCAAGAAACGAUCCAAGGAAUCCGGUAAAUAUGGUGCCCUGGGUACUGAUUGUGACACACCUGUACCUCUGGUGCAAAUUGCAUUUGAUUUCCUCAAGGAAAAGGUUCAAGAUGUGGAUUUCAUUCUGUAUACAGGUGAUACAGCCCGACAUGACAGAGACGAUGACUUGCCAAUCAGCGACGAUGAUAUCGUCGACAGCCAUAAAACCGUUCUCAAAUACUUUCAAUCAGCCUAUAGCACUAAGCACACACCUUAUAUACCUACGAUUGGGAAUAACGAUGGAUUUGAUCAUAACGAUCUCGGCAAAAAAGCCAAAAUUUUUACAAAACUAGAAUCCAUCUGGAAACCUCUCGGCUUGAACUUGACACAAAAUUUCGCUCAAGGUGGCUACUUUGCUCAAGAUAUACUUGAUGGCAAAUUGACCGUGAUCAAUACAAACUCGAUGUACUUUUUCAAAAAGGACGAUGCUUCCGACUGUGACAAAGAAGGCAGUCCUGGCACCAUUCAAUUAAAGUGGCUUGAGAGCACCCUUGAUCGUUAUGCCCAAAAGGAUGGCAACCACCAAGUCUACCUUAUGGGUCAUGUUCCUCCUGUAGAUGAUGAUGGAUCCAAGCUGUUCAAGGACAAGUGCUAUUCAAAAUAUAUCGAUCUCCUUGGUAAACACAGCAAGAUCAUUGCUGGUCAUUUUACCGGUCAUACCAACAAUGAUAAUUUGAACGCCAUCGUUUCUGACGACGAUGAAUAUACCCUCGUUCAUGCUGGCAAGCACAACAAUGUGGAUAGCAAGACAGCCGUUGGCCUGUUUAAUGCACCUUCUAUUAUCCCCAAAAACAACCCAGCGAUUCGUGUAUAUAAAUACCAGGCAGAAGGUGGCAGGUAUCCUGUGGGCACGAUCCUUGACUGGGAACAGUACUACUUAGAUCUCGAAAAGGCCAACAACGACGGAGAUGCCAAGUUUGAACUUGAAUAUACUGCUUCCGACUUAUUUGGAGUAGAUCACUUUGAUGGUACAGGUGUAGCUAAAGCAAUGAAUGCGGUUGCAGAUAACAAAAAGAUCCGCAAGUCGUAUAAAAAGUAUGCCGGUGUUUCUACUUAG
Molecule: messenger RNA, 1326 nt
Organism: Rhizopus microsporus ATCC 52813
Lineage: Eukaryota; Fungi; Mucoromycota; Mucoromycetes; Mucorales; Rhizopodaceae
Exons: 5
Coding region: 25-1326 (433 amino acids)
Biological process (GO): polyphosphate catabolic process
Cellular component (GO): fungal-type vacuole
Molecular function (GO): endopolyphosphatase activity; exopolyphosphatase activity
Source: RefSeq, a predicted model, not a curated record